CCACUGUUAUCUGAGUAGAGGCUUCAAUUAGUCUUUUUACUUCUCGCUCAUCUUCGAGGCAUCUUCACCGUCUUCUCAUUUCUAAGAUGGAACGACAAGAGACCGACCUAGGAUCAGCUGUUCUCAUGUUUAACUGGAUAGAAUACUUGGUGUUUGGGACGAUGUUACUGCUAUCACUGCUCAUCGGGGUCUACUUUGGGUGGAUUAAAAAGCAGGACACGGUGGCAGAGUAUUUGUUGGGUGGGAAAAAGAUGGGCGUCUUCCCCGUUACGAUAUCACUGGUAGCUAGCCACAUAUCAGGGAUAACAUUGCUUGGCGUGCCAUCGGAAGUAUAUGCCUACGGGACUCAAUACGUCGCCAUAUUCAUCACCAUUGUAUGCGUUUAUUUGAUAAUCUACUAUUUGUACCUACCAGUAUUCUUCCAUCUACAGUUGAACUCAGCCUAUGAGUAUUUGGAGCUCAGAUUCAGCAAAGGCACGAGGACUCUAGGAUCGUUAAUAUUUUCCAUCUCUCUCAUAAUUUUCAUACCUAUAGUGAUCUACGUUCCUGCAUUGGCUUUUAACCAAGUGACUGGGGUUUCUGUUCAUCUAAUAAGUUUGAUCACCAGCCUCAUUUGCAUCUUUUACACUUUAUUUGGAGGCCUGAAGGCAGUAGUGUGGACUGAUACCCUUCAAGGGAUGUUUACCCUUACUGCCAUGUCUCUGAUCCUCAUACUUGGCUACUUGAAAAUCGGAAGUUUUCACGAGAUUUGGAGGAUCAACCAGGAGGGAUCUCGACUGGAACUGUUCAACUUGAAUCCGAGCCCAUUCGAGCGCAACACCAUAUGGACGGUGUCAAUUGGAUCAACUUUUGCUUGGUUGUCAAGCAUCGGGAUCCAUCCAGGAGCCUUACAGAGGUUUAUUGCUGUUGCAACCCUCAAAGAGGCAAAGAGAGUCAUAGCUUGGGGCUGUGUGGGAUUUGCUGUGGUACAAGCGCUAACCAUCCCAAUGGGACUUCUACUGUACGCGUACUACCACGACUGUGAUCCCUUAGCUACAAAGAUGAUACGGAAGACGAGCCAGAUCCUGCCGUACUAUGUGAUGGACGUAGCCAGGGACUUCCCGGGAUUAACAGGACUUUUCAUAUCUGGAGUGCUCAGUGCUGCUCUCAGCACGAUGUCCGCUGGUCUCAACACAGUAGCUGGUACACUGUACGAGGACUUUGUCCAGUUUGUGUUGAAGGGAGAGAAGUUGUCUGAGGCCUCUCAGUCCCUCAUACUCAAGGUCAUUGUGCUGGUGCUGGGUCUGGUCUGUAAUCAGCCAAACUACAAGUGCUGUUUGUUUUGUCCUCAGCACGAUGUCCGCUGGUCUCAACACAGUAGCUGCACGAUGUCCGCUGGUCUCAACACAGUAGCUGGUACACUGUACGAGGACUUUGUCCAGUUUGUGUUGAAGGGAGAGAAGUUGUCUGAGGCCUCUCAGUCCCUCAUACUCAAGGUCAUUGUUCUGGUACUGGCCUGCACGAUGUCCGCUGGUCUCAACACAGUAGCUGGUACGCUGUACGAGGACUUUGUCCAGUUUGUGUUGAAGGGAGAGAAGUUGUCUGAGGCCUCUCAGUCCCUCAUACUCAAGGUCAUUGUUCUGGUACUGGCCUGCACGAUGUCCGCUGGUCUCAACACAGUAGCUGGUACGCUGUACGAGGACUUUGUCCAGUUUGUGUUGAAGGGAGAGAAGUUGUCUGAGGCCUCUCAGUCCCUCAUACUCAAGGUCAUUGUUCUGGUACUGGCCUGCACGAUGUCCGCUGGUCUCAACACAGUAGCUGGUACGCUGUACGAGGACUUUGUCCAGUUUGUGUUGAAGGGAGAGAAGUUGUCUGAGGCCUCUCAGUCCCUCAUACUCAAGGUCAUUGUGCUGGUGCUGGGUCUGCUCUGUGUUGCGCUGGUCUUCAUUGUGGAGAAACUCGGAGCUCUCUUUCAGAUGGCGAUCAGUUUACAAGGCAUUUCAACUGGAGCACUUCUUGGACUUUUCAGUUUAGGCCUUCUUUUCCCACGUGCAAAUGCCAAGGGAGCAAUAGCUGGUGCAUUAAGUAGCCUACUAGGGAUGGCUGUCAUCAUCGUCGGAGCUCAAUGGUACAUAAUGGAGAAGCAACUCCGGUUCCCCGGUAAGGUGACCAGUGUGGAUGGAUGUCCGGAAGAUCUCAUCGCUUCUUUGGGGUUCAAUGCGUCAGCCAAUGCACAGACAUGGACCGGAUUGGGAACUCCGGUAGAGGCAGAUGAUUCAGUACCCAUCAUCUUCAAGAUCUCCUACAUGUACUAUUGCAUGGUUGGGACGCUGAUAGUGAUCGUAGUCGGUCUCUUGGUCUCUUAUCUGACCACUCCCCAGGAUCUCUUAUCUCUGGACCCUAAUCUCUUCUCGCCCCCUGUACGAAGAUUCCUCCCCCAGAGAGGAAGGGACCAACCAGCCAAAGAGGAGUAUACUCUUGUCAACACAGAUCCAGCGGGAAAAGAUGGCCAAUAUGUACAGGAUAGUCAAACCACUGGAGCAUAAAACAAAUUAUACUUUAUA
Messenger RNA from Macrosteles quadrilineatus (aster leafhopper), 2543 nucleotides. Its product is annotated as sodium-coupled monocarboxylate transporter 1-like. The record is from RefSeq and is a predicted model, not a curated record. Gene Ontology annotation, cellular component: membrane. Gene Ontology annotation, biological process: sodium ion transport; transmembrane transport. Gene Ontology annotation, molecular function: symporter activity. Lineage: Eukaryota; Metazoa; Arthropoda; Insecta; Hemiptera; Cicadellidae. Bases 87 to 2525 code for a protein of 812 amino acids. The transcript is spliced from 18 exons.